UUAUUGCAAUCUGAGAAAAAUAUUGCUUUUUCGAGAAAAGACAAUCAGUUUUUUUUUUUUGAUAAUGAAAUGCGUUCAUUGACUGCAAUACUAUCCUAUAAAGGAUCUCUCGGAUGAAAGAAAAAUAAAGGAGGGGGUCAUAGAUAAAUUAAGAAACUGACAUACAGUUCCUCCCGCCCUUCCAAAACCAAAAAAGUAAAAGGCUAAAGUUUGCUAUCAGUAGAAGCAAUGAGUACUCUGUCAAUAAGCAAUGACAUUUGCUCACAAGUCAAUUUAUUGUCCUCAAUACAACAUCAGCAGAAAGAAUUGGAAAAGCUAGCAGCACUUUUAAAUUCUGAAGAGGAUAGAGAGCAGUAUAAGAAAGUGAUUGAGUUAUCGAAAAUUGCUCAGGCUAGACUAGACUAUUUGUUGGAAAAGAAGAAAACAUCCCUUUUUGAUGUUAAGAUUGUAAAACUACUUGAUUCUGAGGACUCCCAUAAGAAUCAUGUUCUUGACAGAAAAUCAAAUAGUCGAUAUUAUGACAACAGGAAUAGUAGGCAAAGUGACUGUAGUGAUGCAACGCUCGUUCCAUUAUUAAACGGUAAUAGUAAAUGCAGUAAUAAUAGCCUAACAAGUCACUUGAUUGGCGUCGUCGACGACAAAGGCGGUGGCAAGAAUAAAGGUAAUACAUAAAAAAAAGGAGAAAUCAUUGUGUACACACAAUAACUUAAAAAACCCCACUUGUACUAUUUAGAGAGGAAUACACCUCUUUCAAGAAACAGCACUUAUCACGG
Messenger RNA from Mycotypha africana, 773 nucleotides. RefSeq lists its product as uncharacterized. The coding region runs from base 229 to 672 and encodes 147 amino acids. The record is from RefSeq and is a predicted model, not a curated record. The transcript is spliced from 2 exons. Lineage: Eukaryota; Fungi; Mucoromycota; Mucoromycetes; Mucorales; Mycotyphaceae.